AUGGCUUCACUUCAAGCGUCUGAUAUAUUCGGUGUCGAAGGCUUGGUAGUUGUUAUCACCGGCGGCGGGUCUGGUGAGUCUGUAUCAGUUUAUUGAAACAGCCCACAGGAACUCAUAUUAAUAGGUAUCGGAUUGAUGAUGGCGAAGGCUCUGGAAGUCAACGGUGCCAAAGUUUAUAUCAUCGGCCGUAGACUUGAGCAUCUGGAGGCGGCGGCAAAGCAAGCAGUUUGUUCACCCCACUUCUCAUAUUCAGCCCCAAGUCUCCAUUGAUUCUGAUAGCUCUGUAGAAACAUGGCAAAAAUCAUUCCCUUACAGGGCGAUGUAACCAAAAAAGAGGAUCUCCAAAGCGUCGUCGAUAAAAUCACCGCAGAAGAUGGCUUCAUCAACGUCCUUAUAGCCAAUUCAGGAAUUACUGGUCCAACUUUGGAAGGCUUCAACAAAGGCACCACUUCCAUCUCAGAAAUACGAGAUUUUUUCUGGAAGACUGAUAAUUCCGCAUUCCUCCAAACGUUUGGUGUCAACGUCGCAGCGGUCUUCUUCUCCAUAAUCGCCUUUCUCGAACUGGUCGAUGCAGGUAAUCAGAAAGGAAACGUGGAGCAGAAGAGCCAGGUCAUUGCUACCUCCAGCAUUGGAGGUUUCAAUCGCUUGCCACUUGCAGGAUGGGCGUAUGGUCCCAGUAAAGCUGCUGUUACGCACUUGAUGAAGCAGGUGGGUACCUUUUUUGCGCCGCAUGGAAUCAGAAGCAAUAUCAUUGCUCCCGGAUGUGAGUAGAAUUUCCAGCUGAUAUUAGGAUAACAACUAAUGAUUACGAGUGUAUCCAUCUGAUAUGGGAAGUCCGUUGAUAGAAAAUGCCAAUGCCAGCGGAGCACUCAAAGCAAUGAUUCCCCUAAAUAGAGAAGGAAAUGAACAAGAUAUGGCGGGUAAUAUCUUGUAUUUGACUUCAAGGGCUGGAGGGUAUAUCAAUGGAAAUGUUUUUCUCACUGAUGGCGGUCGUCUGAACAUUGUUCCUUCGAUAUAUUGAUGAGACUGAGCUAGCUGGCUAUGAUAAGAAAUCUAUGAUGACUAUUUGCGAGGCUGGGUGACGUAAUAUGGUUUUGUGAGGACUUCUGAGGGCUGGGGAUCGAGGGAAGG
This is a messenger RNA of Hymenoscyphus albidus, 1131 nucleotides long. The record is from the annotation of a GenBank genome assembly. Lineage: Eukaryota; Fungi; Ascomycota; Leotiomycetes; Helotiales; Helotiaceae.